AUGGAGGUAUCUGAUGCUGCUCAGACUCGGAGCCCCUACCACGAGAACCGCGCGCCCGAAACUAGCGGAAGCGAGAGUUCGAGGGACAAGACACCCAGUCAAAAUACAACAGAAAGGAUGGCGAACAUUGCAAAGAAACGGCGACUUGACGAGGCAGGUGAAGCGCAAGUCAUACUCGGGUUGACAGAAGCCGACGUUGAUGGUAGAGCGAGAACGGAGGCGACAGAAUACGGUGCUGUUUCCGGUCAUGCAAUGGCGCCCUCCAAACCAUCGCCAAUGAGCCAUCCAAAUGCGCAAGAGAAGCCCACACACAUCCUACAAUCCAUAGAAGUCGAUGUCAUUGAGCAACAGGAUGUGGUGGGAUUGCCCACCAUAGAAGACGAAGUACCAUUUGCAAACAUGGAAGACUUCGAGGCAACCAAUGUCACAACCAGGAAGCGCUCACCCAGGUCUCCCUCACCAAUCGAAGAUCCAAGGCUUCCUCAAUGGAAGGCUGAAACUCGGUCAUUCAAGGGAAAUAUGUUCUGUCACCAUCAAUCCCCUGGAACAGCCAUCGAGACAGCCAAAGCCGCCCACAAUGGGGAUCUUUUCGUGGAUGGAGCUCCACAGUUCACCAUCUUCUGUGACGGAUCCAGCGAGAACACUCGCUUUGCACAGUUUCGCGGGGAUAAGGGAGGAUACGGUGUGGUCUUUCGGGACCCCUACGAAACCGUUGGUCAUAAUGGUGUAGACCUUGCUCCCAACCGCCUCAAACCCGAAUUCUUCGGCAAAGAGAAAGAGAAAGACUGGGAUGUGGAAGACUUUGUGAUCUUGAACUGGUUAAACCGCAAGGUCUAUAGUGCCGAUCAUGCGGAAAUCAGCGCUCUUUCACAGGGACUAGAUGAGAUUUUCUCGGAUCCGGCCAGCUGUCAAAGCCGCAUCAACAAGGGAAUACUUGUUGGCGAUGACUUUGUGUCAGGCGGCAAGAACCUUAUGUCAGAUGACAGCAAUGCCACGUCGGGAAAAAAACGCCAGAGAACUGAGGUCACUUUUUAUGACAAGCACACAAACCCCUUUGUACGCGCAAUUGUCUGGCAGUCGCAUUAUCUCUUCGAACGUGGCUGCACGAUAGAAAUCCACUGGAUGCCUCGCAACUGCACUUUUGCCGCGUUUCUCGCAGAUCAUGUCGCCGGUUUGUGGCGGCUAGAAAACGCCGAGUUCAGCCAGUCGAAUCUCGCACGCGAAGAAAGGGACGGGAUCAUGGACAAGCUGAGCGAGGAGGUCAACGAGAUAGUGCGUGAAAGAUCUACGCCUCCACCUAAUUCUCGACCUUCCAAAAAGAGGAAGGUGAAAAGACCACCAUCGAAGAAUAAGCGCCUCACCAAAAACAUGAAGCGCGCGCAGAAAAAGCCCAAGGACAGCAAGAAGUCUCGCUCGGCUAACAACCUCAACGCCCGGUCAUUUCCUUUUCGCCCCUCACCGUCACCAUACGGUCAACCUUCUUCUUCUCAGUGGGUCCCAAGUAACCCAUUUCCGCCUGCCCCGACUCCCUCUGUCAGUGAGCCGUUCUUGCGCAAAGACCAUUACCCCUCAGCAGAGCAUCGCGUGCCCACGUUGGAUACGUUUCCAACAUGGCUCUUUCGAGAUCCUACACCGCCUCGUAUGGUACGUGCUCCGACGCCUGGGCGCUAUUGGGAGAUAGAGGACGAGAAUGAGAUUGAGGUUGGCAUUGUUCGGAACGAGGAGGACAGGCUGAGGGAGAUGGAUAGUGAGGACGAGAAGAAAGAGGAAGAGCAGGAUAAUUGUAGUGGAAAGGAUGACGAGAAGGAGAGCAAAGAGUAG
This is a messenger RNA of Neurospora tetrasperma FGSC 2508, 1821 nucleotides long. RefSeq lists its product as uncharacterized. The record is from RefSeq and is a predicted model, not a curated record. The transcript is spliced from 2 exons. Bases 1 to 1821 code for a protein of 606 amino acids. NCBI's taxonomy places the organism in Eukaryota, Fungi, Ascomycota, Sordariomycetes, Sordariales, Sordariaceae.